UUUCCUGUCUUGUCUUCAGUAUUUAGACUGCCUUUGGGCCCAGAUUCAGAAGUUGAAAAAAGAUCGCUGGCAGGAAAGACACAUUUUGAGGCCCUAUCUUGCCUUUGACAGUAUUCUCUGUGAAGCACUGCAGCACAAUCUGCCUCCUUUUACUCCACCACCUCACACUGAAGAUUCAAUUUAUCCUAUGCCAAGAGUUAUCUUCAGAAUGUUUGACUACACAGAUGAUCCUGAGGGUCCUGUUAUGCCUGGCAGUCAUUCCGUUGAGAGGUUUGUAAUAGAAGAAAAUCUUCAUUGCAUCAUCAAAUCCCACUGGAAAGAGAGAAAAACAUGUGCUGCACAGCUACUGAGCUAUCCAGGAAAUAACAAAAUCCCUUUGAACUAUCACAUAGUUGAGGUGGUAUUUGCAGAACUGUUUCAGCUUCCAGUUCCACCACACAUUGAGGUCAUGUACACAACACUUCUGAUUGAACUGUGCAAACUUCAGCCUGGCUCUUUGCCACAAGUUCUUGCUCAAGCCACAGAAAUGCUGUACAUGCGUUUGGAUACAAUGAACACUACAUGCAUAGACAGGUUCAUGAACUGGUUUUCCCACCAUCUGAGUAACUUUCAGUUUCGUUGGAGCUGGGAAGAUUGGUCAGACUGUCUUGCUCAGGACCUUGAAAAGCCCAAACCCAAAUUUGUAAGAGAAGUCCUGGAAAAAUGCAUGAGGCUUUCAUACCAUCAGCGAAUAAUAGAUAUUGUUCCUGCUACCUUCUCUGUCCUUAGUCCUGCAAACCCAUCGUGUAUUUACAAAUAUGGAGAUGAAAGCAAUAAGUCUCUUCCAGGAUAUACGGUUGCACUCUGUUUGACCAUUGCCAUUAAAAAUAAGGCAAGUAAUGAUGAAAUCUUCGGCAUCUUAAAAGAUGUGCCCAACCCUAACCAGGAUGACGAUGACGAUGAGGGAUUCUCCUUUAACCCUUUGAAAAUAGACGUUUUUGUGCAGACUCUGCUUCAUUUAGCUGCCAAAUCCUUCAGCCACUCGUUCAGUGCUCUGGCAAAGUUUCAUGAAGUCUUCAAAACCCUUGCUGAAAGUGAUGAGGGGAAGCUCCAUGUGCUGAGGGUUAUGUAUGAGGUCUGGAAGAACCAUCCCCAGAUGAUUGCUGUGCUUGUGGAUAAGAUGAUUCGGACGCAGAUAGUUGAUUGUGCUGCCGUAGCAAACUGGAUCUUCUCUCCAGAGCUUGCUCAUGACUUCACUAGGUUUUAUAUCUGGGAGAUCUUGCACUCCACAAUUCGUAAGAUGAACAAGCACGUAGUGAAGAUCCAAAAAGAGCUAGAGGAGACUAAAGCAAGAUUAGCCAGGCAACACAAACGACGAGACAGUGAUGACGACUAUGAUGAUGACGACCGAAGCAGCGACAGGGAAGAUGGACCAUUGGAAGAGCAGAUAGAACGCUUGCAGGAGAAAGUAGAGUCUGCUCAGAGUGAACAAAAGAAUCUCUUCCUUGUUAUUUUCCAGCGUUUCAUUAUGAUAUUAACAGAGCAUUUAGUGCGGUGUGAAACUGGUGGAAUUGAUGUGAUUACGCCAUGGUACAAGAACUGUAUAGAGAGGCUGCAACAGAUCUUCUUACAGCAUCACCAGAUAAUCCAGCAGUACAUGCUGACCUUGGAAAACCUUCUGUUCACAGCUGAACUGGACCAUCACAUACUGGCUGUAUUUCAGCAAUUCUGUGCUCUGCAGGCCUGAGAAUUUUUCACACCUUGAGUCUUGUCUGCAGGACUUACACUGAUUUUGUAUUUUUAAACAAAAAGGGGAAAACUUGACAUGGGGAAGGAAGAAACUUUGAAUUCAAGAUGGCUUAACAUGUUCUGUGUAAACAAUACAGUAAUCUAACAGGCACCAGCUGUUUUAGCGUCAUAGGCCUUCAUUAUGACUGAGAGGGGACUGGCGUGGAGUAAUGUAUGAAUUCUUUUUUAAUUUGUCCUUUCAUUUUAAAUGGUUUGAAUGUUGGCUUCAUCAUAGCAUUUUGUUUGUUUUGUUUCUCUCCUCUCAUUUAUAUAAAAAAAAAUAGGGAAAAAUGUUAGAGAAUUGGUUACCUCUGCCUAAUCUUUAAACCAACCAAAUCCCCGAAUUACCAUAAUGUGAAGCAGGUCAUAGAACGUCUUGUGAAUGUGACAGACAUGCAACUCUUCAGUGAGCAGCUUGAUAAAUUCUCUUCAGUUAGGCAGAGGAAAAGUAUCUUUACUUUGGGCAUGUGAACGCUGAGUCAAGCUUACAAAGUAGUCUAGAGCAUACGAGUUUAAUACCAAACUGAAUAGAUUUUCACAUUUUGAA
Molecule: messenger RNA, 2314 nt
Organism: Pelodiscus sinensis (Chinese soft-shelled turtle)
Lineage: Eukaryota; Metazoa; Chordata; Testudines; Trionychidae
Source: RefSeq, a predicted model, not a curated record